UUAAAACGAUCAACUUUUUAAAAACGUUUGUACACAGUGAUAUAAAACAUGCAAAAAAAAACCAAAAAGUUCAUGCCGAAUGUGUUCUUCAGGGAGCUGGUUUUGUUGGUUGCUGGAUCAUGUCUGGGCCUUUUAGUUUUAUAGAUAUUUAUAAUGCUCUAUGAUUGACUAGGACACCACUGAUCCCACCUAUGGGUCUUUAAGUGUCCACAAACUUUUGAUCAUACAUUCUACAUAGGGCAGGUGCUAAUAAUUAGAACUUAAAGGGGUUUUAAUAAAACGCUAUAAAUCAGUGAAGAUGUUUUGUAAAACAUUUGGUGUUCCUAUGGGGGGAAGGGGAGGGGGACGACGCAAAUGUAUACAUUGUGACAUCACUUCCGGUUGGUAAAUGCGCAUGAUGUUCAGGCAGACACCAGGUCUGUUCGGAAAUACAAUGGAGUUGUCCUAUCUAGCUAUCAAAACUGCAAACCAAGCAAGAGAAGCAGAUGAAUUACGAACAGAGACCAGAAGAAGAAAUCUACUCAUAUUAAUUUAUCAUCAUUUAAUGGAAGAAGGGUAUGUGGAUGCCGCAAGUGCACUGGACCAUGAGACCCAUUUUGGGUUGCGCAGGUUCGUAGUGUGCGACAACGUUGACUUGGAGACGGUUCUCAUGGAGUAUGAAAGCUUUUAUUUCAUUAAGUUUAACAAAUAUCCCAAGCUAACCAAGAAACUGCAAGAACAAGGUGAGAACAGACAUGUUAGAAGCUCCAGGAAGAAGAGGACAUCGAGUGUAACGCAAACGCUGCCCAGAAUUCCAUGUGCUCAGCGUCCACAGUCCGGGAACGGGAUUAAAAAACAAGAUUCUAAGACACCAGUAAAGGAUUGGAAGGAUUUGACGAAGUCUGGCACUGAGAACGGAGAAUCGUAUCUGCCAGAGAGCAGUGAGUUCGGCCUGAAUGUGUCACCCAUCAUUAGGAACAAAGCUGGCGACGGAACGCAGCUCAAGAAGGGUCCACUGGUGGACUACAAGGGUCUUAUUCAGGAUGCUAUUAAAGGAGAUAUCAAUGAAACAGUAAAUGACGCGUCCAGCAAUCCGGAUCCCACGGAACGGCUGCUCAAACCGGUCACUGCCUUUUGUGGAAUGAACAGCGAGAUGAAGGAGCUAGCGGCCGUUAUUAGCAGAGAUAUCUAUUUACACAACCCCAACGUGCACUGGGACGACAUUAUCGGCCUGGAGGCUGCCAAGCGAUUAGUCAAAGAAGCUGUCGUCUACCCCAUUAAGUACCCUCAGCUGUUCACAGGAAUUCUCUCACCAUGGAAAGGUCUGCUGCUUUAUGGGCCUCCAGGCACGGGAAAGACGAUGCUGGCCAAAGCAGUAGCUACAGAAUGCAACACGACGUUCUUUAACAUCUCUGCAUCCAGCAUCGUAAGCAAAUGGAGAGGAGAUUCAGAGAAGUUGGUUCGGGUUUUGUUUGAGUUGGCGAGAUUUCACGCCCCAUCCACUAUAUUUCUGGACGAGCUGGAGUCAGUGAUGGGACAGAGAGGUGUUGGACCAGGAGGUGAGCAUGAAGGCAGCAGGAGGAUGAAGACAGAGCUCCUGGUUCAGAUGGACGGCUUGGCACGCUCUGAAGACCUAGUGUUUGUUCUGGCUGCCUCGAAUCUACCCUGGGAGCUGGACCAUGCAAUGCUGAGAAGGCUGGAGAAGAGGAUACUUGUAGGACUUCCCUCCUGUUCAGCCAGAAAGUCGAUGAUCAAUCACUGGCUUCCUCCAAUCAGCAAUACAGGAGGGGUUGAGCUUCGGACUGAGCUAGCCUAUGAUAAGCUUGCAGAGGAAACAGACGGUUACUCCGGCUCAGAUAUCCGGCUGGUCUGUAAGGAAUCGGCGAUGAGACCAGUGAGAAAGAUUUUCGACACCCUGGAAAAUCACACUGAGGGUCACAGCCAAAUGCCGCUUAUUAAACUAGAAACAGUGACUACGGCUGAUUUCCUGCAGGUCAUCGCUCACACCAAACCAUCAGCCAAGAACCUGACAGACAGAUUCUCCGCCUGGGAGAGAGAGUACGAGUCUGUCUGAGACCGACUUUCCAGAAUAAAGACAUAAUACAUUACAUUCUUAUAAAUGUACAGAAACAAGGAAUUUUUAAAACUCUGUCAUUUUUUUUUACUUUUAUUCGAAUCGUCAAUCUAAAAUAUUCAACCUGAAGGAAACAUAUAUACGCAGGCAGAGAAAAAUUGAAACUAGACACAGAUAAUAACCUGGGCACAGGCUGGAACUGAAGACCCUGAAUUUAUUUAGCCAUGAUUACAUACUCAGUAGACAGACAGAUCACUUUAUUAAUUCCAGAGAGAAAUUCAUGAAACAUAUAUCAAAGAACAGCAAAGUACAUACUCUCAAAAUGAGUUUAUAUCUAAAAACUAGAAAAAGAUGUCUCACAUUGUAUGUCUUAAAAGCUCUUAAGGGGCAAACAUAACGAAGUACAACACUUCUUAACUGUUAGUGCUGAAUUGUUACUAUUACAAUAGUGCUGGAGUCUUUAUUCGCUCAUGUACCCUAAUGUCUGUCAGUCCACCGUUUAUGGUUUCGGUUCCUAGUUGACACUUUCAGUGUUCCAUUUACAGUAAUGUGUCUCUGGACUGGUUGUUUUGAAACCCUAUGCUGCUGCCUGAGCCAUUUUCUGUGUUCACAGAAUAAACUUUGUAAGAGAG
Silurus meridionalis is the source of this 2685-nucleotide messenger RNA. It is a transcript of the gene katnal2, whose product is annotated as katanin p60 subunit A-like 2. Bases 389 to 2053 code for a protein of 554 amino acids. Lineage: Eukaryota; Metazoa; Chordata; Actinopteri; Siluriformes; Siluridae. The record is from RefSeq and is a predicted model, not a curated record. Gene Ontology annotation, molecular function: ATP binding; ATP hydrolysis activity; protein binding. The transcript is spliced from 16 exons.